UGCGGAUGCCGUUUAUAUAUCUCCGCUGAAUUGCAUGCACUGCGAGCUGUGUCACCUGAUGCUCAACCAUGACAAGCACGUCCUAUGCGAACAGCCACUCUGCAUGGAUGAGCAGCAAGUGGCUCAACUAGUGGGCAAGGCUAAGGCACGUGGUUUGUUUCUGAUGGAGGGUGUCUGGUCGCGCUGUCUGCCCGCCUAUCAGUGCUUGCGCAGCGAGAUCAUGAAACAGAAACUAGGCACAGUCUAUGACGUGAAGUGUCAAUUGGGCUGGCGUCUGCCCAUCGCCCAGACCAGCAGGGCGACCUAUGCGGGCGUGACAAAGAACUGGGCGGCUGACUGCAUACAGCUAGCGUUAUGGAUCUAUAGGGAGGUGCCGAUGUUUGUGAAGGCUGCGGGCAAGCUCAAUGAUGGGGGCGUUGAUGUAGCCGCCGAAAUAGAGCUGUGGUUUAAGAACAAUCGGUGCGCUAUUCUGGAACUCAGCGCCGAGAAGAAUCUGGAGAAUAUGGCCAGCAUACGCGGUACCAAAGGCUCCGUCACAAUGAACAGCUUCUGGUGUCCCACAUUAUUGUUAUUUAAUAAUAAGAAAAUCAAGUUCAAAUUGCCAAGUACUGAUCGGCCAACGUAUUUCGACAGCCGUGUUGGCAUGUGCUACGAAAUGGAGGAGAUGCGCCAAUGCAUACUUAAGGGGCGCACAGAGAGCAAUCUGUUCAAUCACGGCGAGAGCCAAUUGAUGAUCAAUCUAAUUGAUCAAGUCACGGACAUGCUGGCAGUCAAGGGGCAACACAUAAACGUCCAAAGCAUUGCGGCAGUUCAGUAAAACGCUGACGGGUUGUGUCAAAUACUCUAC
This is a messenger RNA of Drosophila arizonae, 847 nucleotides long. RefSeq names its product trans-1,2-dihydrobenzene-1,2-diol dehydrogenase. The record is from RefSeq and is a predicted model, not a curated record. Gene Ontology annotation, molecular function: nucleotide binding. NCBI's taxonomy places the organism in Eukaryota, Metazoa, Arthropoda, Insecta, Diptera, Drosophilidae.